This is a messenger RNA of Cetraspora pellucida, 469 nucleotides long. NCBI's taxonomy places the organism in Eukaryota, Fungi, Glomeromycota, Glomeromycetes, Diversisporales, Gigasporaceae. The record is from the annotation of a GenBank genome assembly.
CUUAAUGACAAAAAAAAAAAAUCUUAUCUUCAACAUGGAGAAAUUCUUUAUGGCCAUAAAUAUGGAGAUUCUUUGGCAACUAUUGCCAAAAAUAUCAAAUGCAGUAAAACCACUAUGCAUGAUAUUUUGAAACGAUAUGCUCAAACAGAAUCUACUAUGCCAAGAAAAUGUUCUGGUCCAAAAGUUAUAUUUAAUAAAUCUGCAUUAGAAGAACUUAGAAAAAUAGUUACACAAGAUACCAAACACCAUCAAUUAAGCCUUAAAGAAAUACAAGAUUUAUGGAAAAAAGAAAAAAACCAAAAAGUUUCUAUUUCUAUAAUUCGUCAUGCUUUAAAAAAAUACUUAUCUACAAGCAUUAAGGACUUGGAAAUUAAAGUUAAAGCUGCCUGGUAUUCGAUUUCAUCUAAAUGUUAUCGCAAGUUAUCUAAUAGUAUGAUUAGACGAGUAAAAGCAUGUUAUGGUGCUGAUG